Molecule: messenger RNA, 1497 nt
Organism: Periconia digitata
Lineage: Eukaryota; Fungi; Ascomycota; Dothideomycetes; Pleosporales; Periconiaceae
Source: the annotation of a GenBank genome assembly
AUGACCGGACUUUCUGCUGGGCUUAUGUGCACAUGGGAGAGUAUUCUAGUUGUCUUUGCCAUCGGCUUCAGAAAUGGUGGACCAGCAGGGCUCUUAUAUGGACUUACACUCGUCUGGCUCGGCAAUCUCUCCGUCUUUAUGGUGAUCGGGGAAUUGUCCAGUGCUAUCCCUACAGCUGGAGGUCAGUAUCACUGGGUCUCACUUCUUGCACCACGAUCGAGUAAGAACUUCUUUAGUUACAUGACCGGUUGGCUGACUGUCAUCGGCUGGAUCGCGGCCUUGACAUCCACGGCCUUCUUCGUGUCCGACUUGACGUUGAGUCUCGUUGAACUGAACGUAUCACAAUACUCGAGAGAACUAUGGCACGCAACGCUUCUACUAUGGGGAACACUGCUACUAUGUGUUUUCAUCAACAUCUUUGUUAGCGGUGCACUUCCGACCAUCGAAGUUGUUGUGCUCAUUAUACACAUUUUGGGCUUCUUCGGGAUCCUGGUUCCACUUGUGUAUCUCACCUCAUCCCACAAUGCAGCCAAGGAGGUAUUUAAGACUUUCAACAAUUUUGGGGGGUGGCAAAGUAGAGCUUUGGCCUUCUUUGUGGGAUUGCAGGGGAACGCUUUGGCUUUCGUGGGCACCGACUCGCCUGUACAUAUGUCCGAAGAGGUUAGAAAUGCUAGCGUUGACGUGCCUCGGUCAAUGCUCCUCAGCUUGAUCAUCAACGGCUGUCUCUCGAUCGGUAUGAUGUUAGCCGUACUCUUCAGCGCUGGAGAUAUCGCUCAGAUUCUGGAGACGAACGCGUCACCUGUCUCGGCAGCUAUGGUCAUCUUCGAACGCGUAACGGGCUCUAAAACUGGAGCCACAGUCAUGACCUCCAUAAUCGUGGUGCUGGAGUUUUGUAGUGCAAUGGGAUGCUUAGCUGCGGCGUCACGAAUGACGUGGUCCUUUGCGCGCGAUCGUGGACUACCCUUUUCACGGGUACUCAGCAUGAUUGAUAAGCGCACCACCAUCCCGGUCGUCUCGAUUCUUGUGGCAACUGGCUUCUCUGCCCUUCUCGCCCUCAUCAACAUCGGCAACAGUGUCGCCUUCAAUGGCACAAUCUCUCUUGUUCUGGAAGGCUUUUACAUCUCCUAUUUUCUGGCCAUUGGUCUCCUUCUAUGGCGCCGGCUCCGGGGCGACAUGGACAAGACUAAUACCUCGCUAACCGCCUUCAGCUCUUCAGCCGCUCAAGACGAGAUAUAUGAUCGCAAACUGACCUGGGGACCGUGGCGGAUCAGAGGCACCUUUGGGGUUGUAAACAACAUUGUGGCCUGCUGCUACCUUUUGCUGAUGGUGUUCUUCAGCUUUUGGCCCGCCCAGUUGAUCGUCAGUAACCCGGCUGACAUGAAUUGGGCGGUGCUUGUCACAGGGUGCGUGGCGAUUUUUAGUGUUGGAUACUACCUUGUUUACGCGAGGAAGUCUUAUAAAGGGCCUGUCGUGGAAGUUGAUCCGCACAUUCUUUAG